This is a messenger RNA of Lepus europaeus (European hare), 11497 nucleotides long. It is a transcript of the gene ATP11B, whose product is annotated as ATPase phospholipid transporting 11B (putative). Gene Ontology annotation, cellular component: recycling endosome; trans-Golgi network; endoplasmic reticulum. Bases 235 to 3744 code for a protein of 1169 amino acids. The transcript is spliced from 30 exons. Gene Ontology annotation, biological process: phospholipid translocation. Lineage: Eukaryota; Metazoa; Chordata; Mammalia; Lagomorpha; Leporidae. The record is from RefSeq and is a predicted model, not a curated record. Gene Ontology annotation, molecular function: ATPase-coupled intramembrane lipid carrier activity; ATP hydrolysis activity; magnesium ion binding.
CUCGGCAGCGCCGGGCGGGGGCGACGCCGGGACCGCGCCUGUAGGACCUCGGGGCCGGCGCGGCAGGAUGGGGACCCGGCGCGGGGAGUGAGGUGGCGGCGGCGGCGGCGAGCGGAACUUCAGCAGGAGGGGCUCGCCCGCUCCCACCCCCCGACCCCCCCACGGCUCGUCGGCCUCCACCUGCAGCCCCGCGGCCCCCGCGCCCCGCGGGACCCGGACGGCGACGGCGGGGGCAUGUGGCGCUGGGUCCGGCAGCAGCUGGGUUUUGACCCACCACAUCAAAGUGACACAAGAACUAUUUACAUAGCCAACAGAUUUCCUCAGAAUGGCCUUUAUACACCUCAGAAAUUUAUAGAUAACCGGAUCAUUUCAUCUAAGUAUACUGUGUGGAAUUUUGUUCCAAAAAAUUUAUUUGAACAAUUCAGAAGAGUGGCAAACUUUUAUUUUCUUAUUAUAUUUUUGGUUCAGCUUAUGAUUGAUACACCUACCAGUCCAAUUACCAGUGGACUUCCAUUAUUCUUUGUGAUAACAGUAACUGCUAUAAAACAGGGGUAUGAAGAUUGGUUGAGACAUAACUCAGAUAAUGAAGUAAAUGGAGCUCCUGUUUAUGUUGUUCGAAGUGGUGGCCUUGUAAAAACUAGAUCAAAAAAUAUUCGGGUAGGUGAUAUUGUUCGAAUAGCCAAAGAUGAAAUUUUCCCUGCAGACUUGGUGCUUCUGUCCUCAGAUAGACUUGAUGGUUCAUGUCACGUUACAACUGCUAGUUUGGAUGGAGAAACUAACCUGAAGACGCAUGUGGCAGUUCCAGAAACAGCAGUGUUACAAACAGUUGCCAAUUUGGACACCCUAGUGGCUGUGAUAGAAUGCCAGCAACCAGAAGCAGACCUGUACAGAUUCAUGGGACGAAUGAUAAUAACUCAACAAAUGGAAGAAAUUGUAAGACCUCUGGGGCCAGAGAGUCUCUUGCUUCGUGGAGCUAGAUUAAAAAACACAAAAGAAAUUUUUGGUGUCGCUGUAUACACUGGAAUGGAAACUAAAAUGGCAUUAAAUUACAAAAGCAAAUCACAGAAACGCUCUGCAGUAGAAAAGUCAAUGAAUACAUUUUUGAUCAUUUAUCUUAUAAUCCUUAUUUCUGAAGCCAUCAUCAGUACUAUCUUGAAAUAUACAUGGCAAGCUGAAGAAAAAUGGGAUGAGCCUUGGUAUAACCAAAAAACAGAACAUCAAAGAAAUAGUAGUAAGAUUCUGAGAUUUAUUUCAGACUUCCUUGCCUUUUUGGUACUCUACAAUUUCAUCAUUCCAAUUUCAUUAUAUGUGACAGUCGAAAUGCAGAAAUUUCUUGGAUCAUUUUUUAUUGGCUGGGAUCUUGAUCUUUAUCAUGAAGAAUCAGAUCAGAAAGCUCAAGUCAAUACUUCUGAUCUGAAUGAAGAGCUUGGACAGGUGGAAUAUGUGUUUACAGAUAAAACGGGUACGCUGACAGAAAAUGAGAUGCAGUUUCGAGAAUGUUCAAUUCAUGGCAUGAAAUACCAAGAAAUCAAUGGUAGACUUGUACCCGAAGGACCGACACCAGAUUCUUCAGAAGGAAAUUUGUCUUAUCUGAGUAGUUUAUCCCAUGUUAACAGUUUAUCCCAUCUUACAAGCAGUUGCUCUUUCAGAACCAGUCCUGAAAAUGAUACUGAACUAAUUAAAGAACAUGAUCUCUUCUUUAAAGCAGUCAGUCUCUGUCACACUGUACAGAUUAGCAGUGUUCAAACGGAUGGCAUCGGUGAUGGUCCCUGGCAGUCCAGCCUGGCACCAUCGCAGUUGGAGUACUAUGCAUCUUCGCCAGACGAAAAGGCCCUGGUGGAAGCUGCCGCACGAAUUGGCAUUGUUUUUGUGGGCAAUACUGGAGAAACUAUGGAAGUUAAAAUACUUGGAAAACUGGAAAGGUACAAACUGCUUCAUGUUCUAGAAUUUGAUUCAGAUCGUAGGAGAAUGAGUGUAAUUGUUCAAGCACCAUCAGGUGAGAGAUUUCUGUUUGCUAAAGGAGCCGAGUCAUCUAUUCUCCCCAAGUGUAUAGGUGGAGAAAUAGAAAAAACAAGAAUUCAUGUAGAUGAAUUUGCUUUGAAAGGGCUAAGAACUCUGUGUGUAGCAUAUAGACAGUUUACAUCAAAAGAAUAUGAAGUGAUAGAUAGACGCCUGUUUGAAGCCAGGACUGCCCUGCAGCAGCGGGAAGAGAAGUUGGCAGAUGUCUUCCAGUAUAUAGAGAAAGACCUGAUAUUACUUGGAGCCACAGCAGUGGAAGACAGACUGCAAGAUAAAGUUCGAGAAACUAUUGAAGCAUUGAGAAUGGCUGGCAUCAAAGUGUGGGUACUUACUGGAGAUAAACAUGAAACAGCUGUUAGUGUGAGUUUAUCAUGUGGACAUUUUCAUAGAACCAUGAACAUCCUUGAACUUACAAACCAGAAAUCAGACAGCGAAUGUGCUGAACAAUUAAGGCAGCUUGCCAGAAGAAUUACAGAAGAUCAUGUGAUUCAGCAUGGGCUGGUAGUGGAUGGAACCAGCCUAUCUCUUGCACUCAGGGAACAUGAAAAACUAUUUAUGGAAGUUUGCAGGAAUUGUUCAGCUGUAUUAUGCUGUCGUAUGGCACCACUGCAGAAAGCGAAAGUAAUCAGAUUGAUAAAAAUCUCCCCUGAGAAACCUAUAACCUUGGCUGUUGGGGAUGGUGCUAAUGACGUAAGCAUGAUACAGGAAGCACAUGUUGGAAUAGGAAUCAUGGGUAAAGAAGGAAGACAGGCUGCAAGAAAUAGUGACUAUGCAAUAGCUAGAUUUAAAUUCCUCUCCAAAUUACUUUUUGUUCACGGUCAUUUUUAUUAUAUUAGAAUAGCUACCCUUGUACAGUAUUUUUUUUAUAAGAAUGUGUGUUUUAUCACACCCCAGUUUUUAUAUCAGUUCUACUGUUUGUUUUCCCAACAAACACUGUAUGACAGUGUGUACCUGACUUUAUACAACAUUUGUUUUACUUCCCUACCUAUUCUGAUAUAUAGUCUUUUGGAACAGCAUAUAGACCCUCAUAUAUUACAGAACAAGCCUACCCUCUAUCGAGACAUUAGUAAAAAUCGUCUGUUAAGCAUUAAAACAUUUCUUUAUUGGACCAUCCUGGGUUUCAGUCAUGCCUUUAUUUUCUUUUUUGGAUCCUAUUUUCUAAUUGGGAAAGAUGCAUCUCUGCUUGGAAAUGGCCAGAUGUUUGGAAACUGGACAUUUGGCACUUUGGUCUUCACAGUCAUGGUUAUUACAGUCACAGUAAAGAUGGCUUUGGAAACUCAUUUUUGGACGUGGAUCAAUCAUCUUGUUACCUGGGGAUCUAUUAUAUUUUAUUUUGUGUUUUCUUUGUUUUAUGGAGGGAUUCUCUGGCCCUUUUUGGGUUCCCAGAAUAUGUACUUUGUAUUUAUUCAGCUCCUAUCAAGUGGUUCUGCUUGGUUUGCCAUAAUUCUUAUGGUUGUUACAUGUUUGUUUCUUGAUGUCAUGAAGAAGGUAUUUGACCGACAACUCCAUCCUACAAGUACUGAAAAGGCACAGAUGUACUCCAACACAGUCGCUUUAAGUGACGAGUUCAUCGCACUGCAGCCUUUGUCGAGGGCAAGGAAUCAGCUGAGCAAACUUAGCUUACUGAAACAAAUUCAGGUAUCAAGUGCGUGGACUCCCUGUGCUGUUUCCCAGAAGGAGAAACAACGUGCACGUCUGUUAGAAGAAUGCUGGAACGAGUUAUAGGAAGAUGUAGUCCUACCCACAUCAGCAGGUGUGAAAUUUCUCUAAGUAGCCUGUGCUGCAGAUGAGUAGCCUCUGGGCUGGAACAGGAUGACCCUGCCCCUGCAGAUCCCUAGUAAACCAGCAGCUGGUGUUACCAACUGAAGCAGGAAGGCCACAGUGUAUUAGCGUACUUGGAUGGUAGAUGGCACGGUAGCUUGGGGCAGAGGGUUCGGUCAUUCACAGAGGAAGAGAAAGCACCUUUGAAGAGACUUCAUCUAAUGAGCAAAAUAAAUAAAUAAAUAAAUAAAUAAAUGUGUUUUAUAAUCUUUGCAAAACGUGGUGGUUAGGAGUGUGUGUAUUUUACUCUUUCAUAGUUUGUAUAACUUUCUUUUUAAAAUUACACCUAUAUACUGUUUCAUUAUCUGCAUUUCUUAAAUUUUGCUUUUUGUCUUUACAAAAUCAUCACAAAUCAAAAGGCUUUGCUUUGCUUCAUGAGUGUUUUCUAGUCAGUCCUCAGAGGCUUUUUGAGAUAUUUAUGAACAUAAAAGGCUGUAUUUCUGCUCCCUACUCCUUAUGUCUGUAAAAAUGUUAUAAGUUAUGAUUUUUCAGUUUCAUUUGUUUGGUAUUUAUUGUCUAAUUAAAAGUGUAGCAAUUAGCACAGACUUUUAAAAAUACACAUUAGAAGAAUCUUAGCAUUUUGUCCCCUCCAGAAUCUGUUUCUUGAAUUAGAGUUAUCACAGUGCUUGCUUCUGUGGAUUUUAACCAAAACUACCAGUUUUUGUUAAAUGCCAUUUAAAAUUCACCUGAAAAUGGAAGGGAUUCAUUCUUCAUACUUUCCCCAAAAGGUACGGAGUAGAAACGGCUUUUUCUGUGCUUGCUGUUCUUCAGGUGAAUGAUGUCAUACUCCCCAAAUCAGAGCAGCCUAGCACCGGCGGGGGGGAACUGAGGUCCAUUCCCGUUGUCCUCACUGUGCCAGUUGAGCAGCUCACUUCCUGCUUGUGCCAUGGCUUAGAAGAAGUGGAAGUGUGGCUCAAGAGCAGGGAGUAGAAGGGUGAGAAGGCCCCACUCUCAUCUGUUGAUGAAACGAUUUUAAUACCUAGUUAGCUUUGUGUUCUAAAAAAUGAAGAGUAUGAUAUCAUUCAUGCAUCAUAAAAUUCAGGUAACCUUUACUGUUGAACUUGUAGUCACUUUACUUUUAGCUAUUUUUCUUCUUUUUUUGGGGGGCCAUGCCUUUAUGGUACAACCAACUUUAUAAAGGGCAUGUCUAUCUUCAUAUAAUGUCUCGUUUCAGUUCCCAUUUAUUCUGAGUUGAUUACAAAUAACAUGUGAUCCAAAAUAUUUCCAUAAUACUGUGAUACCAUUUUGUAGUAAUUUGUUUCACAUAAAAGGAUUAUAUGAGCAACUAAAUUUAUUGGCACUUUGUUAUAACUUACACAAUUGUAUUGUAAAAUAUAAGAAAAUAGUUCUGUUACAUACCUAGGCUAGUGAGUUUCCCAAAGGUUGUUCCAGAAGGAUCUAAUUUAUGUUAUUUUACAUAAUAUAAUAACACAGCUUUACUGCAAAGAACCGAGAUGAGAAUUAGACUAAAAUACCACAAUAAAAUAUCUACAAAGUUUUUAAAAUUUCUAUUUUAACAGAAAUUUCUCCUUAAUGGCAAAGUAUAUCUUUACUAAUGAUUUUUUUUAACUAGAAUUAAUUUUCAAUGAGCCAGUAAGUGUUUUCUGCUUUACACAUAUGCCCAUUUUCUUGCUGUCGGCUGUGUAGGUACUGUGCUCUCACUCUCAUCACAUAGCUAUGUUUCUGCUGCAUUACCCCUGUGGAACCUGCCCCGGGGCUUUCAGACUCACUCUGAUAUGUUCUGAAGGUGGCUGUUAUCAUCUGUACUUCUUUUCACUUAAAAUUGUACCGUAUUCUUUUCUGAUAUUUUGUUUUUUCAUUUUCCUUACUUAAUGUUUAACUUAGUAGUUAAUAUCAUAUUUGACAGACUAUAAAUACCCUUCCAAUUUUAUCUACCAUUUCAGGUUGUAUUAUUGGUUAUUAUUGUCAUUUUCUCCCUUUUUUCCUCAGAUGAGUGAUUUAAAAAAUCUUUUCAGAUUUCAUAAUUUUUUUCUAGAGGAGAAAAUCAUACAACACACAGAGCUACUUGGUGCUUUUCGAAGGGCUAUCUGAAAAUUUCCAUAGAUCCAUUAACAUAAUAUUUGAACUUUAAAAGUCAUUUUUAGGCACAGGCUCUGGCCUAGGGAUUAAGCCACCAAUUAGGACACCUAUGGCCUAUGUCAGAAUGCUUGAGUUCAAUUCCCAGCUCUGGCUCCUGACUCCAGCUUCCUGCUAAUGCAGACCCCUGGGAGGCAGCAGUAGUGGCUCGAGUAAUUGGGUGCCUGCCAGCCACAUGGGAGACUUGAAUUGUAUUCCUGGUUCCCAGCAUCCUUGCAGCCAUUUGGGGAAUGAGCCAGUAGGUGAGAGCUCAUGUUCUCUUGCUCUCUCUCUCUCUGCCUCUCAGAUAAAUAAUUUAAGCAUAAAGAGUAAUGGACAUCAUUUGAGAAAUGCAACUAGUGCUUCUAUGUGACAGAAUUGUCUCCUGAUGGAAUUUUUACCACCCAGGCACAAAAAUUUUCCUUCCAUUGUAUUGCUAUUGUUAAGGAAGAAUGCCAUAUUGCAAGCUUAGUUUCAAAGGGAGGGUCAUGGUGCUCAGAUGUGCCCUGUCACAUGCUAAAGAGCUGCGUUUCAGCAGUGAUGUCCUGUAUUUUACCAACAGCAACUUUAUCCUAAUCAAAACUAUCUUGUAAAUGGAAAGGAGUUUAAAUAGUUAAUAUGUAGUUGAGGUGUUUAAUGCUCUGUCAAAAAUUAUAUUUAAGCUAUGAGUGCACAUGUAUGCUCUGAAAAGAGAAAAAUGAAAAACUUACAUAACAUGAUUCUUCUGUGUAAGCAAUGGUUGGAAAGAGGAAAAACUAACAUAUAUCAGACAGUUUAGAAUUGGACACCUGACUCCAGAUAAUUGGGCACUGAUAGUUACAAAGUUACAAUUAAAAACAUACUGCUUCCCCUACAAACACUUAGCUGUUUAAGAAAUUUUAUAAUCUCAUUUUGUUCACUUAUUCUGUAAAUCCCAGGUACCUAAUAAGUGCCAAUCACAGUGCGAGGUGCUACGGAAACAGUGGGGAACAGGUCCUUCCGUAGGCUGAGAUACUGUUCAAGGUUUUCCAGAAACUAAAUUGGAGAACUUGAGCCAUCGCUGCUUGUCUUUCUGUCUGCCAACUCUGUAAAAUUUCAACGUGUCAGACUUCACUGUGGCUGAGCUCCCUUGAUGACUGAUUCAAACGUGAACUGAGUACAAGCUUAGGUCUCUAGGAAAUGAGAUAUGUGCAGGUAAAGGGUGGAUUGGGACCAUUUGAAAUGUUAGUCUCUUGCACUAACAUCUCUGCUUAGAGAAAGUGGGAACUCUGGCAUCAAUUUAAUCUCACAAGAAAAACCACCUUUUAUUUGGUAAUCCUAAUGUUGUCCUUGAACUAGGUCAGUCUAUGUGAAGCAUGUUCGGUUACUUUUGGACUUGAGUUAUUUUAGCUAAAGUUAACUCAAGCUAAUUUAAGUUUACAGCUGCCAGUAAAGUAUUACGGAAUGACUUUGUGUAAGGACCUUGUCAUUCAGAAAACAGUUAACUUUUCCAGACCAGUAGAGGAUCAUGUGUUCAGAGUGGAGUGAAAACACUGGGGACCUACAGGUGUCUUUGAUACCUAUUGAGUAAACCAUUUACUACAUAAAAGCUGAUCAGGCUAGAAUAUUUAGAAUAGUAUUAUAGUAGAGAAGAAAUGACCAGUAAUAUGAACAAACUACUAAUUAUUUCCAGAGCUUUUGGUAAGUGGGAUUUUUGUUUGCUUCUGUAAUGUCAAAAUACAACCUAAUUGCUUUUCAGUAAAACUGCAUAUGCAUAACUCUUAAUAAAAUACUUAUUUCUUAAUAAUUGUUAAGAUUUUAAAAGUAUCUCACGCUCUACUACCUAUGGAGAUUGUCUUUUUGCGAAUGAAUGUCUGCAUUUUGGCUAAUAUUUCUGUAUGAUGACUAGGGCAUUAUUUUUUCCAAGUUUUUGGAUGGCAUAAAUAGAGCAUUCAGUGUAGCAUGAGGAACUUUUCUUUAGCAUUUAAAAAAUGAAUCAGUGAUUAUUUUAAAGCUCAAAUUGAAUUUUGAUCCUGUGUCAGAGUCUAUUUUUUUCUCAAUUAAAACCUAGGUCCUAGUGAGCCAAACUUUUUUCUUAUUGUUACUUUAGAUCAUGGAGUGCAUCGGAUCCUUUCUAUACCAACGACAGGAGCAUCUUGACUCUCUCCACAAUGGACUCGUCUACUUGCUAAGGGGGCAGUAGUACUUUGUGGGAGCCAUUUCACCUCCUGUCCUAAAAUUGAGUACGAUCAUCCCGUGAAUGGCCACAUUAGCUCUGAAAUCCCUUUCUGAAGCCUCGAGUAGUUCACCCCCAUACAGAGUUACAGUGGCAAACAAUCAGAAAGCGUUAACAUGACUCCUGCACAUUCCACCUUGAGCCUGAACAUGCCACAGUUUGUGAAUAAAGAGACAUUUUCUAUCUCUUUGUCUGGAUUUGUCCCUUGUGCUUAUGGGACUCCUCAUGGCAUUUCAGCCUGUUGCUGAGGCCACUAUAUUUUACUAUCAAGAGAAAAAGAGCGAGAAUUCCUCCUUCAUGUGUAUUUUUUAGUAUUAGCUUGGUUAUUGACUCUAUUUAAAUCUGCUUCUGUAAAUUAUGCUGAAAGUUUGUGUUGAGAACUCUAUUUUUUUAUUAGAGUUAUAUUUGAAGCUUUUCAUGGGAAAAGUUAACAUGAAUAGUCAGGAAUUUUGGUCCCUUCGUGACCUUUGUUAAUUCAGUAGUGCUUUAUAAGUUCGCAGGUGAAAUUAGGAGAAUGCAUUUCCAACCAUUAUUUACUGCAGUAUGGGUAGUAAAUUUAUACUGGUAACAGAUUUCUCCUAAAGUACUGUAACACAGCCAGUAAAGUUAACACCAUAUAAAUGCAAAGGGUGUAAAAUAUCUUACAUAUAAAUCAGGAAUCAGGUCCAUUCACCAAAUUUCAAAUUGAUGUUUACUAUUUUUGUCACAGAAUAUGAAGAACCCAUAGUGGGUAAAUUGGGUACCAUUAGUAUAUUAUUAAUUUAAUGUGUUAUCAUUGAAUCUUUUGCAUGUUUUAAGUAUCUAAAUUUGCCUUAUUUUCUCUAUCUGAAGCUUCUGUUCAUAGUAUUUUAUGAUAAUGUAAAGUUCAACCAUAUCAAUAAAAACAAUUUUGGACAGUAUUUAAAUAUUGCAGAUACUUUUAAUUAUACAAAUCAAAAUAUUAUGGGUAACAAUCAAUAAAAAAAGAGAAAACCUGUUUUGUGGCCAACCUAGAAUUGCUCUUGCCUUUUUGUAAGCUAAACUUUAUAAUAAAGGAUUUCGGAUGAGAAUUAUCCUAUUUGGGGUUAGCAUAUCUUUUCUAAGUUACAGCAGAAAGUACUGCAUAUGCAUUUGCCUGGUGUCCCAUUACAAGGUUCAUUGUCAGAGAUUUUUAUCAGGUCAUGGCAGCAAUAAAUUGCAGUGCUGAGAAUGAUUAAUCAGCUACAUGUGAUUAUACUUAGCUGCACUUCAAAAUAGUUGAACUCUUCCUGAAGGUACAAGUACUGUCAUUUAUUUUGUUAAAAAGAAAUGUUUUAAAAUUUAGAGAUGAUUGUUAUUUAAGAACUAUUACCCACAUCUAAGCAUAUAAUGAUUAUAUGAAUAUAUAUAUUUUAAAUUAUAAGAAAAUGGUUAAAUGAGGUUUUGUCAGAUUUCCCUUGAGAAUAUAAUUCUUCAUUUUUGAGGACUUAUACUGUGCAUCUCCCACUGCUUUCCCUUUUCAUGAAUAUGAGACUUCUGCAUUUGGGUUGGUAAGGAAAGAAUGAUCAAGACAGGAAUCAAAGCUUUCAUAUUUGCUGGUAAACUGUUUUCUUUCUAAUAUAUUUACCUGUUUCAAUAAUGCAAAGGUAUUAAAUUACCAAUUUAUGGCUAAAUAAAUAUAAUUUUCAUAAUUAGUCCUUCUUUAACUUUGAUAUUCCCAGUGUAGAGCUGGGGAAGAUGAAUUACUCUGGAAAUUCACCAAAGGAAUAAUGCAGGCAGAGGGGCGCACUCACCAGCUCAUGUUCCAAAGAGGAAAUCUUCAGUGCAGUAGUCUAGUAAAGGCGGCCAUGGAAUUCGCUUCCUCUUUGUUUUAUAAAACACACAUAUAACAAAAUGACAGCCAGUGGGCCUGCGUUACAUCUGCUUUACAGUGUUCCUUUGCCACCAGACAAACGGACUGCUCCCCCUAGAAAAGGGUCGCGAGUCAUUGAGUAGCACAUGGCCAGUAGCAGCAAGACAGAAGUCCGCUGGCCUGCUUGCUGCUCCAGGCGGGACUGAUGUCAUUUCCUUUAUUCCCCGUGUGGAGUUAGUUAAGGAGACUGUUUUACACACACACAGUAAAUGGUAUCUACCUACUGUGUGCUCAUCUCCCUUUGUUCAAAGCUUACUGCAUCUUUAAAGGAAAAAUUAUCUUGUAAUUUUAAGAACAGGAUCUUCUAUUUAAGAAAGUAACAACACAAUCCACAACUUUUCUAUAGUUUCCUGCUGCUAAUAUAAUGUAAAACUAUUACUACAUAACCAGUAAGCUCAGAGAAGUUCCCUCUGCGUGUUUCUUUCAAAUUCUUUGGAAAGUUAUGAUGUUGAUAAUAAACUUAUCUGCCAAAAGCAGGGUGCCGGUGUUAAAUGUGUUACCACUAGUUAAUGUCUCAAAUCUAUUUGCCUCACUUGCCUGCUUUGGCCUGGGCUGUAGGCCUGAAGAUAAUGGCAGGUGCCAAGUCAGGUUUUCGAAUUGCCCAUCAGCUGUCAGUGACUCAGCACCCUGCCUGAGCUUUGGCAAGCGUAGGCUCAGCCUGGGAGAAGCAGAGUGUGGGUCAGGGAGAGAGACAGCCCCCGAGGCUUGCUGUGUCGAGGAAGAAGGGAAUUCACAGUUUUUGAGUAUCUGUAACUGCCCUGCUCCUCGCGGCUGAAUCUCCACGAUGCCCCGAGGCUCCCAGACCUGACCCAGUGCCCGCAGCAGGAGCUGAAGCAGGGCAAAUCAUCCUGUCAGGAAAUACCUGCACUCAGCCCUGUUACAAGUGUCAGCGCUGACUUCACUCCUACUGCAGAGCUUUAUGAAAUUGAACUUGUCUGAUCAGCUUGGGAUUCUGAUAGGCAGAAGUCAAGGCCAUUAAGAAAAAUCCAGUUAAGAACCAAACUAGUAAAAUAUGCUACUCUGGAAAUCUGGGAGCUGGGGAGAGAAAGAAAAGUCUUCCAUGUUUGUCUUUUUCCCCUAAGAUCAAUUUAGAGGAUGAUACAAGCAUGUGUUAAUAAAAUCAAUACACCAAAGCGUUCUGUGGAAAGCAUGUUUUAUUAAUUUUGGACCCCCUAUGUAGACAUUUCUAUCUUGAAGUGUGUCAUCUGUUUUCAUAAAAUUAAAGCAUUAUUAAAGUGCUGUUUUAUGUGGAAUAACUUGAAUGAUAUUCCUGCAAGGAACAGAUUAUAACUAAUGAUAUGUUUGUAAUAAUGGUAAUUGUUAGAUUUUUUAUGAGGAAUGACUGUAGCAAUAUUUAGUUUAAAAUUUUAGACCUCAGACACUGUGGCCGUCUAAUGUAACCCUUCAGAGCCUCUCAGCAUUGUUGGUAAAUGUAGUUUUACUGUACAGGUCUCAGUAAUUUUUUUAAAGUUUAUGAAAUUGUAUUUAUCAAAUAAAAUUUUCCUAUAAAAUGAAAA